AUGUUACAUCAAGUGUUACAAUGUUUCAAUGGUACACCUACAGCGCAUUUGUUGCUUAAGACAAUAUCUAGAAAGGGUAUCACAAAACAUAUUUCAACAACUUCUUACUGCAAGAUUCAAGAAGAAGUCUCAAAGCUAUUAGCUUUAAAAGCACAGUUGAACACUGAAGAUGCCGCACCUCAAAAGUUUACUCUUAAAACACCGAAAGGUACAAGAGAUUACAAUUCACAACAGACAACAAUACGCAAUAAUGUCCUGCAGAGAAUUACUACAAUAUUCAAGAAGCAUGGAGCAGAGUGUAUUGAUACACCUGUCUUUGAACUAAAGGAAGUUUUAACAGGAAAGUAUGGUGAAGACUCUAAAUUAAUAUAUGACUUAAAAGAUCAAGGAGGAGAGAUACUCUCUCUGAGAUACGAUCUUACUGUGCCACUUGCUCGUUAUUUGGCUAUGAACAAAAUAAAUACAUUGAAAAGGUAUCACAUUGCCAAAGUGUAUAGAAGAGAUAAUCCAGCUAUGACAAGAGGCCGAUACAGAGAGUUUUACCAAUGUGAUUUCGACAUCGCCGGUCAAUACGAUCCGAUGAUUCCGGACGCGGAAUGCCUCAAAGUGGUUACGGAAAUCCUGGACGUCCUUGACAUUGGCAAAUACAUAUUAAAGGUGAACCACAGGCGGUUGCUCGAUGGAAUGUUCGAAGCGUGCGGCGUUCCCGCUGACCAGUUCCGGUCUACCUGUUCCACUAUAGAUAAACUCGAUAAGUUACCAUGGGAAGAAGUGAGAACUGAAAUGAUCAACGAAAAAGGCGUCACACCCGAAGCUGCUGAUAAAAUUGGGGAAUACGUUCGUUUGAAUGGCAGCACGGAGUUGGCUGAUAAACUGCUCGAAGACGCAAGGCUCUCUAAAUCAAAGAGUGCAGUGGAAGGGCUUGGCGGUAUCAAGUUAUUGCUGCACUAUUGCGAACUCAUGGGCAUCAAGGACAAGAUUCUAUUUGAUUUGAGUCUGGCCAGAGGUUUAGAUUACUACACUGGUGUUAUUUAUGAGGCAGUUUUGACACAACCCAUAAAAAUUGGUAAUGAGGAGCAAACCAUUGGCUCAAUAGCAGGUGGAGGGCGGUAUGACAACCUCGUCGGAAUGUUCGAUUCUAAAAACAAACAGGUACCAUGUGUAGGUGUCAGUAUAGGAGUAGAGCGUAUAUUUUCGGUCCUCGAAGCGAAGUUAGCUGCAGGUGACAUCAGCGUGCGAACGACCGAUAUUGACGUUUACGUCGCAUCUGCGCAGAAGAACUUCUUAGAUGAAAGGAUGAAGAUUUGCGCAGAGUUGUGGAACGCUGGGAUUAAGACAGAGCAAUCCUACAAGAAAAAUCCCAAAAUGCUGAACCAGCUGCAACACUGCGAGGAGAACGGUAUCCCCUUCGCUGUUGUCCUUGGGGAGUCUGAACUUAAACGAGGAGUUGUCAAGAUACGAAACAUUACUACCAGAGCAGAGGAAGAAGUGUCAAGGGAAAACCUUGUGGAAGAACUGCAGACAAGAAUCGAAAAAUUAGGCCUCAAAGAAAUGAAUGGACCCGUUGCAUAA
This is a messenger RNA of Leptosia nina, 1572 nucleotides long. NCBI's taxonomy places the organism in Eukaryota, Metazoa, Arthropoda, Insecta, Lepidoptera, Pieridae. The record is from the annotation of a GenBank genome assembly.